Monomorium pharaonis (pharaoh ant) is the source of this 513-nucleotide messenger RNA. RefSeq lists its product as uncharacterized. The transcript has 2 exons. Bases 206 to 487 code for a protein of 93 amino acids. NCBI's taxonomy places the organism in Eukaryota, Metazoa, Arthropoda, Insecta, Hymenoptera, Formicidae. The record is from RefSeq and is a predicted model, not a curated record.
UCUAUCUUUCCAUUACGGGAUGGCUUCUGAUUACAUUACACCCUGUAUAAGUAUGGACUGCUAGCGUAGAUCUUAGGCUGUCGCCAACAUUGAACAGCGCUAUAAAAUACCAACGGGAAAACGGCGAACUAAACUGCGCUGCCAUGCUCGUGUUGUCUCAAGUUGUCAGUGCUUAGAUUAUUAAAGUAUAAUUCUGUGAUAAAAAAUGGUUGUAUAUUGCUUUGUUAAGGGAUGCACAUCUUCUAAAUACAAAAAGCAAGAAAAUCAAGAACCUGUGUCAUUUUAUGGUGUUGUAUUUGUUUUAUUAUCCAGAUUUCCAAGUGAUCCAAAUCUGCGUGCUCAAUGGGUUAAGGCCUUGGCAGAAAUUAAUCAGCAACUGAAUGUCGAUGCCUUACCAAAAUAUGCCAAAAUCUGUAAUCUGCAUUUUAGAGCAGAAGAAAUAGAAAAACAUGGUUUCAGGCAUUUUCGUUUGAAACCAAACUCGUGAGGCAUACAUUAACAAAAACAGUUAUU